Alternaria atra is the source of this 1512-nucleotide messenger RNA. RefSeq lists its product as uncharacterized. Lineage: Eukaryota; Fungi; Ascomycota; Dothideomycetes; Pleosporales; Pleosporaceae. The coding region runs from base 1 to 1512 and encodes 503 amino acids. The transcript has 4 exons. Gene Ontology annotation, molecular function: transmembrane transporter activity. Gene Ontology annotation, biological process: transmembrane transport. The record is from RefSeq and is a predicted model, not a curated record. Gene Ontology annotation, cellular component: membrane.
AUGGCUCGCAUCUGGCCAGCUGUCGCGUUGCUUGCCGCAGUUGCGGUUGGCAACGCCAUGUUACGAAGUGCCAGGUUAUUUUUGGCUGAACAAGCGAUAUGCCGUGGAUACUACGCCAUCCACGAUCCUGCAAUCCUCGCUCCCGACGGGCGAGUUGCCGAGCAGCAAUGCAAGCUCGACGGCAUUCAAGCUGAGUUAUCAAUGGUCAUUGGCAUGUUCGAAGUGUGCAUGUUACUUGGUGGUAAGAGAAGACUCCUGGGCACUCCAUUGACAAUCCGUCUGGCUCCUACCAUGGGUAUACGCAAGAUCAUUGCCAUCAAUGUUUUCAUGAUGUGUGGUGCCGCGUUUUACUCUACCAUCGUUACGUUACUGCCCGGAGUCUUCAAUGUUCGUAUGAUCUGGCUGACCGGUUUGUUUGAGUUAGCCAGUGGAGGCGCACCCGCUCGGAAUGCUUUGCUAUACAUCCAUCUGGCCGAGAGAGUCUUGCCUGAUGCUCUUAGCGGGAAACUCUAUCGAUUGAGCACUCUUCUCAUGGUCAUGUCUUUCAUCGGCACUUCCUUGGGAGCGAUCCUGCUCACAAGAAAUGUGUGGCUACUUUGCUUUCUCGGUGUGAGCUUUUGCGUCCUGGCCUUGCUGUUCGUCCCAUUGCUACAGGAGCGGUCUUGGCUAGCCACUUUGCUGACUUCGAGCCUUGUUGCAUCUCCUUAUAUGCCUAUCGCGCAAUCCACAGACGUAGAACCGGCUGAGCCCGACGCCAUGGAAGCUGAGCCACCUCGGUCCUGGAAACAGUCACUGAAGACGGCACUGAAGACGACCAGAGUUGAGGGAUACCAGUCAUCACAGGUCUUGAUGGCCCUACUCCGAGACCGAGUGGCAUUAUUGAGCUUACUCAUCUACUUCUGUUACGAAACAGCAAUCUGCGUCAGAGUCGUACUCCCACAAUGGGCUUCCAAAAGCUUCUCUUGGACGUUUGCGGAGGUGAAUGCCGUCACGGCGGUCCAAAUUCUGGUCAAUGGCGGCGUGUUACUUUCCCUGCCAUACUUCAACAAGCUUUAUCUGCUCCCACGCUUAUCAUCGCAGCGAAUGGUAGAUCAUUGGGCGAUUCAGUCCAGUCUGAUUUGCAAUAUUAUUGGUCUGAUCAUGGUCAGCACCGCUCCAACCCGAUGGCUGUACAUUGUAGCUUUGGCGAUCUACAACUUGGGAGCAGCGUUGCCUGACUCUCUGAGAUCUUUCGUGACCGCUUCUUUGCAAGACGAAAGACAGAUUCAAAGAAUGUACACGGCCAUCAGCAUGGUAGAGGCUAUGGCUGGUCUCGCUGGAACCACUCUCUGGAGCACGACGUUCGCUACAGGGAUGCAGUAUGGCGGAAUCGCAUUAGCCAGAAUGUGCUUCUUUGCGGCAGCGAGCCUUUUCACACUUUCUCUGUUCAUGACUACUACACUGAACACAAUUACACUGGAAAAGACAUCAAGAGGCAUAAGCGAUGGUGAAGACUGGGCGGGACGGUCAUGA